Molecule: messenger RNA, 3370 nt
Organism: Portunus trituberculatus (swimming crab)
Lineage: Eukaryota; Metazoa; Arthropoda; Malacostraca; Decapoda; Portunidae
Gene: Herc4
Product: probable E3 ubiquitin-protein ligase HERC4
Biological process (GO): ubiquitin-dependent protein catabolic process; protein ubiquitination
Molecular function (GO): ubiquitin protein ligase activity
Source: RefSeq, a predicted model, not a curated record
CGCGGAAGGAGGAACAAGAGUCAGUGUACAUCAGACAGCGAGGAGGAGGAGGCACGUGCGUCUGUCCUCUCCUGCCCGCUAGACUCCCUCGUUUAAGGGCCACCUCCCCCCCCCACCAUGUACUGCUGGGGGUCAACCGUGAAUGGGGAGUUGGGGGUCGGGGCGCCAGAGGUCGAGCAGGUGACCUUGCCGACCUUUAUGGAUUUCUCCGAGUCUUGGCGGGUCAAGCAAGUGGCAUCCGGACUGACCCACUCGCUCUUUCUUUCUGAGGACGGGUUAGUGUACAGCUGUGGCAACAAUGAGGUCGGCCAGCUCGGACACACCAAGAUCACAAGGCGUCCUGAACAGAUUGACAGCCUUCACAACUACAGCAUCUCACAAGUGGCAGCUGGUGAUCAACACUCGCUCGCUCUUACCUCCUGGGGCCUGAUCUAUGCGUGGGGUGACAAUGGCUUCGGACAGCUUGGGGUGAAUUCCUGUGACAGCUUUUCCGACACUCCGAAGUUGGUGAAGACGCUGGCUCGGCAGGUCACAGUGCAGGUCACCGCGGGCGCCAACCACUCCCUCGCGCUGACCAGUGACGGCAGUGUUUAUGCUUGGGGCCAAAACACCUUAGGGCAACUGGGACUGGGGCACAAAAACGGACCCCAGAGAGACCCGGCCCUUGUGACCUCCCUAGCCGGCACCCCCCUAGUGCUGGUGGUGGCCUCGGGUCAUCACAGCGCCGCCCUGACCCAGGCUGGCUUUCUCCUUGUGUGGGGGUCAAACAAACAUGGCCAGCUUGGGUACACUCCUAAGUCAGACCCACUUGUCAGUGACACCCCAGCGUUAGUGCCAAACCUUGCCUCCUAUUCCGAGCCGGUCCGCUAUGUGGCACUGGGAGAGAGCCACACUGCCACACUCGACUCACUGGGCAAGGUGUGGACCUUUGGCUACGGGCGAUAUGGUCAGCUGGGUCACGGCACCACCGACAACUGCCCCAUACCUCGCACAGUGCUUGACCUUUGUGGCUCCAAGGUCAGCCAGGUCGCAUGUGGGAGAGGUCACACACUUGUCUACAUCCCGUCACAGGGUCACGUGUAUGCGUUUGGCCAGGGGUUCUCUGGGCAGCUGGGCACCAAGACACCCCACAGCCGGGCAAUGCCGCAGGUGGUGGUGGGGCCCUGGCUCUCCCCGGGGGGUGCCAGCCUGCUAGACAGUGACGAAGAGUGCCCCAGUGUGUAUGUCAAACAGAUCUUCGCAGGGGGUGACGUCAGCAUGGCUAGUGUCAGCAAGGAGGGGGGGGUGGCUCCUGACUUCUGCAGGCCCCCACAGACCCCCCCAAACGCCUCCUCAAACGGCCCCUAUCCAAACAGCCCCCUUAGAAUCCAGGAGUGUUUUAUUAAGCAACUUUUGUCAAUCGGAGAAGAUGACAUGAUUGAUGAUGAUUUGUUUAAGUACACGGAGACGGCGUUUGCCUCAGUGUGCGCUUGGAACAGCUCCUUCACGCUUGCUGGCUCACACAAACACACGCAUGGAUUGGACUACCGUUUGGCUGAAGAUUGUGUCGCUCAAAUUGGCCGUAUUUCUAGGGAGAGCAUUCAGGAAGUGAUCCACGCUGGUAUUCAAAACGUGGCGAAGAGUCUUCCUUCACGUCCCCCCAGCCAGGAUGCCUUGCGCUGUUACGUCCUUCUUCCUCUAUACAAGGACUUAGAUGCAAAACAAAUACGGAAAUUCCAAACACCAUAUGCUGAAGCUGUCUUGAAGCUUAGCAAGGACAUGGCGGAAGUCUUCAGAUCAUGGCUUGGUGUCCUUCCUGUGGAUUUCACCCAGCGAUUGGUGACUGUCUAUAAGAGUGUCGUAGUGCAUAUACUGAAUGCCGCCCACCAGUCCUGCUCAAAGACGGACCGACGUGCCCUGGUGUCAUCCCUGCGUCUCCUGUCUCUAAUUCACUCCCUCAAUUUCCAAGCGGGGUGUCGAGUCGGCCGUUUGAAUUACGAUGACUUUUACAUCCCGGAAAUCGCUGAGAAGAUUGACAUCAGGAACGAUUAUCUUAACUGGAUGAAUACGAAGCUUCACCCGCUGUCCAGAAAGGAGAGUCCGAUCCUCUUCUGUGAGUAUCCCUUCUUGUUCGCCCAGGCCAAGACUCUCCUGCUUAGGUGUGAUGCUACAAGACAGAUGCAAGGGGCAAUCCAAGCGGCCGUUUUAAACAGUAACCCAAUGCUGUGGCUGUUUGACCCCUCACAAGUCCAGUUUCUAAACAUCCACAUUCGAAGGACACACAUAGUUGAGGAUACUAUUGGCCAGCUCCUGCACCAUGAGGUCACAGAUUACAAACGCCCUCUUAAGGUGCACUUCAUCGGGGAGGAGGCGGAGGACGCUGGAGGAGUUAGGAAGGAGUUUUUUCUACUACUCCUGCGAGACAUCCUCAAUCCUGACUAUGGAAUGUUUAUGGAGUAUCCCGAGACACGUAGGAUUUGGUUCAAGGAGGGUGCCCUGGAGACUGCCGCCACCUAUGUCCUCAUUGGCAUAGUGUGUGGGCUGGCUAUCUAUAACUUCACCAUCAUCAAUCUCCCUUUCCCUAUCGCCCUCUACAAGAAGCUGCUAGGGGAGGCUGUGGGCUUAGAGGAUCUUGGUGACCUUGACCCCACGCUGACCAGGUCUCUCCGUGACUUGCUGGAGUAUGAGGGGGAGGACGAGGAGGAAGUUUAUGGCCUCAACUUCACGGUGACUGAGGACAACUUCGGGGAGUGUAAGAGUGUUCCGCUGAAGGCCGGCGGGGAGGACACACCCGUCACACACCUGAACAAACAGGAGUAUGUGGAUCUGCUGGUGGACUACAAGCUAACCACAAGCAUUGACAAGCAGUACAAGGCUUUCCACGAUGGAUUCUACAGAGUGUGCGGCGGAAUUGUCCUCAAACUCUUUCAGCCAAUGGAACUGAUGGACCUGGUGACUGGGAACGAGAAUUAUUCGUGGAAGGAACUCCAGGAAAACACUGAAUAUAAGGGUGAGUAUUUUCCGAACCACCCUGUCAUCUUAACGUUUUGGGAAGUGUUCCACGAGCUGUCACUGGACCAGAAGAAGCUGUUUCUCAAGUUCCUCACAGGCACUGACAGGGUUCCCAUUCUCGGCAUGAAGGCCCUCAAGCUGAUCAUCCAGAGCACAGCAGACGACAGCUUCCUCCCGGUGGCUCACACAUGCAUUGCCCAGCUUGACCUUCCCAAGUACAACACAAAGGAGAAGCUUAAAUACAAGCUUCUACAGGCCAUCCAGCAGAGUGAAGGGUUUGGCCUGGUGUGAGGGGGGGGUGUCAGGGUGUGUGUUAGGUGUGUUUUGAGUGGGUGAGGGUGUGUUUGGGUGUGUUUUGGGGUGUUUGUGGUGUGUUAGG